AUGGGUGAAUCCAAGUCCCCGGCUGGAAAGCCCGACAAGAAAAUGUCGUCCCAUCUCUUGACGAUGAAGUUCAUGCAACGUGCUGCUGCCUCCAAGGAAGCGUAUUCCAAUAUUUCCCCAAACUCGUCUGCAGGCUCUGAACGUCACAAACCUAAGCGUGCCCGCCUGUCCACCGAGGCUGAGAAACCUCGUGCAUCUGACAUGGAUGAGAUUACGGCGGCGCUGGCUGCCGAGGAAGAAAAGCGACAGAAAGCUCUCGCGCGCGCCGCCGAGGAAGCGGGUGAGACACAUUGGGUUUUGGAUGUGCCUGCCGCACCGCAAUCCAAGUCCCGACCUGUUGUAUUGGCAGCAGACUCGCUUGAUGCAGACGAUUAUGUUUCUUCUGGUGGUCGGCAGUCAUUUGGCAACUAUAAACGCAAAGAACCAAAAACAGUCACAAACGAGAGUGAUGAUGAAGAUCUCACCUAUAACCCGGCGGACUCCCCCAAAGAGCAAGAAAGGAAGAAAUCCAAGCUAGAACGAAAACAAGCAAAGAAAGAACAAAAGGAACGAUCCUCAGACAAAAACUUGGGCAAUUUAUCGAGUAUCUCUGGUUCUGGUGGUCGGGGAACUAUGAUGGGAUCGCCAUCGACGGACAAAAAGAAGAAGCGCAAGAGUCGGUAA
Penicillium salamii is the source of this 663-nucleotide messenger RNA. The record is from the annotation of a GenBank genome assembly. NCBI's taxonomy places the organism in Eukaryota, Fungi, Ascomycota, Eurotiomycetes, Eurotiales, Aspergillaceae.